Mytilus californianus (California mussel) is the source of this 780-nucleotide messenger RNA. RefSeq names its product protein DDB_G0287365-like. The transcript has 5 exons. NCBI's taxonomy places the organism in Eukaryota, Metazoa, Mollusca, Bivalvia, Mytilida, Mytilidae. Bases 7 to 780 code for a protein of 257 amino acids. The record is from RefSeq and is a predicted model, not a curated record.
UUCAUAAUGGAAGUUUUAUGGUUCUUUUUCUGUAAUGUGUUAAUUGCUGUUUGUAAAGCGCGCUGUCCGGAAUCGGAUACAAAUUUACUGAAAUGGAGUGAUCAUACUGGAACAUGGGGUGGCUCGCCACCAGCUGAAAAUGACAACCUGAUAAUCACACAACCAAUAUUACUAGACGAACAACCACCAAUAUUAUACUCAAUAGUAAUCACAGAUACUGGUAAAUUAGUCUGGGACCCAAACACCGUGGUCCACCUAAAGGUACAUUGGGUCCAAGUAGACGGAGAGCUGCAUAUCGGAGCAGAGGAUUGUCCAUUUCUGUCAAACACUCACAUCACGUUUCUAGGAAAUGUUGAAGAAAACAAUCUUGGUGCUGGCGGAGAUAAAGCAUUGUUUGUUACUGUUGGCGGAACACUCGAAAUUCACGGAAAACCAAAACUUUCCUGGACGAAGCUAGCGCAGACCGCUACUAAAUUAAACACAGCAACAGACGUAAUUGCUAGCCAUCAUGAAAAUACUAAUAGUAAAGGACUUGCUGUUUAUAGUAUCAACCCCUUUACAGGAGAGCUGGUUGACUCAGCUUUCUUCAACUUUGCGAUCAAUCGUAGAAAAUAUCGAGAACUUAUCGUAACAUUUGUAAAUUUCUUAGAAACUAUGUUUCUCUAUUUUGACAGUGCUGUAGAAUUCUUUAAUGCAAUGUUUCAACAAAAUACGAUACGUGCAGAUCACAUGUGUAAAGUGAGGAAUGAUGUAAUCCGAGUGAAAAAGAUUAUAUUUUAA